This is a messenger RNA of Python bivittatus (Burmese python), 213 nucleotides long. RefSeq names its product thymosin beta-12-like. Gene Ontology annotation, biological process: regulation of cell migration; actin filament organization. Gene Ontology annotation, cellular component: cytoplasm. Lineage: Eukaryota; Metazoa; Chordata; Lepidosauria; Squamata; Pythonidae. Gene Ontology annotation, molecular function: actin monomer binding. The record is from RefSeq and is a predicted model, not a curated record.
AUGACCUUUCCCAACUCACGCUGGCUCAGAUAGUCGAAACGCAGCAGAGGAGGAAGAAGCAGGACAGGGUUCAUCAUGUCUGACAAACCAGAUUUUGCAGAAAUUGAAACAUUCGAUAAGACCAAACUGAAAAAAACUGAAACUAGAGAAAAAAAUCCAUUACCUACCAAGGAAACUAUUGAACAAGAAAAACAAAGCAAAAAUACACCUUGA